Molecule: messenger RNA, 9743 nt
Organism: Pogona vitticeps (central bearded dragon)
Lineage: Eukaryota; Metazoa; Chordata; Lepidosauria; Squamata; Agamidae
Gene: BRWD1
Product: bromodomain and WD repeat domain containing 1
Biological process (GO): regulation of transcription by RNA polymerase II; cytoskeleton organization; regulation of cell shape
Cellular component (GO): nucleus
Molecular function (GO): protein binding
Source: RefSeq, a predicted model, not a curated record
CUCUCCUCAUAUAUACACAACCCAGAGACGGAAGGGGGAGGGGAAGCCCAGCCAAGCGCUGACAGGAUUAUGUCGAGCCCGGCCUGGGCCGACGCGCUAGACAGAGCCCCGAGUACUAAUCUUGUUUUGGCAACGGCGGCCGCUGCGGAAAUGGCCGAGCUCUCGCCAGCCUCUCGUUCUACCUUGAGCGCCGGCACCGUUUCUCUGCCGCUCAUUGAAUCAGAACUGUACUUCCUUAUAGCUCGGUUCUUGACCACUGGGCCUUGCAGGAGAGCAGCCGAGGUGCUGGUGCAAGAACUGGAACAGCACCAGUUACUUCCUAAAAGAUUGGAUUGGAAGGGAAAAGAGCAUUGCAGAACGUACGAAGACUUGGUCUUAUCUAACAAACAUGUGGCUCCAGAUCACUUGUUGCAAAUUUGCAAGCGGAUUGGCCCUAUACUGGAUAAGGAAAUUCCACCUAGCAUUCCGAGAGUGAACUCCUUGCUAGGAGCAGGGAAACAGUCCUUGCUGCGCACAGCAAAAGAUUGCAGAAACACUGUUUCAAAAGGCUCAGUCAUUGCAGCCCUUCAUAGAGGAAGACCCCCUGAAAUGCCUGCUAACUGUGACAAGGUGCCAAGUCUUGUGGAACUGAAUUACGCAAAACAAUUGACCGGAUGUACAGGAUCCAGUUCUUCAUUCCCAGGCAACAUGUAUCAGCAUAUAAAGAUGCACAGACGUAUUCUUGGUCAUCUUUCUGCAGUAUACUGUGUCGUGUUUGAUAGGACUGGUCAUAGGAUAUUCACUGGAUCUGAUGAUUGCUUGGUAAAGAUUUGGUCUACACACAAUGGUCGGUUACUUGCUACAUUGAGAGGCCAUUCAGCAGAGAUUUCAGAUAUGGCUGUGAAUUAUGAAAACACAAUGAUUGCUGCUGGCAGCUGUGAUAAAAUUAUCAGGGUUUGGUGUCUCAGAACAUGUGCUCCUCUUGCUGUUCUACAAGGACACACAGGUUCUAUUACAUCUUUGCAAUUCAGCCCAUUGGUCAAAGACUCUACACGGUAUAUGGUUUCAACAGGCGUAGAUGGAACAGUUUGUUUCUGGCAAUGGGAUAUCACUUCUAUGAAGUUCAAUAACCGACCACUGAAAUUCACGGAAAAACCUAGACCUGGAGUUCAAAUGCUUUGCUCAUCGUUUAGUGUUGGUGGGAUGUUCUUAGCAACUGGCAGUACUGACCAUGUUAUCAGAAUGUAUUAUUUUGGUUCUGAAACACCAGAAAAAAUCGCAGAACUGGAAAACCAUGCUGAUAAAGUUGAUAGCAUUCAGUUUUCUAAUAAUGAUAACAGGUUCAUAAGUGGUAGCAGAGAUGGAACAGCCCGAAUCUGGCGAUUUCAGCAAGCUGAGUGGAAGAGCAUUUUGUUAGACAUGGCUGACAAAUUACCAGGUGAUUCCUGUUCAGAAGAAGACAAGUUUAUGAAGCCCAAAGUAACUAUGAUAGCCUGGAGUCAAAAUGAUAAAUUGGUGGUAACUGCUGUAAACAAUCACCUGCUCAAAGUGUGGAAUUCCUAUACUGGGCAGCUGCUUCAUCAUCUCACGGGACAUGCAGAUGAAGUGUUUGUUUUGGAACCCCACCCCUAUGAUUCUAGGAUUAUGUUAUCUGCAGGCCAUGACGGCAGUAUCUUUAUCUGGGAUAUAGCAAAAGGCAUUCAAGUGAAACAUUACUUUAACAUGAUUGAAGGACAAGGACACGGUGCUGUCUUUGACUGCAAGUUUUCAUCAGAUGGACAACAUUUUGCCUGUACAGAUUCUCAUGGGCAUCUUUUGAUAUUUGGCUUUGGUUGUAGCAAGCCUUAUGAAAAGAUUCCUGAUCAGAUGUUCUUCCACACUGACUACCGACCACUGAUCCGAGAUUCUAACAAUUAUGUCCUAGAUGAGCAGACCCAGCAGGCUCCUCAUCUUAUGCCUCCACCAUUCUUAGUAGAUGUGGAUGGAAACCCUCACCCAACAAAAUACCAGCGCUUGGUACCAGGAAGAGAGAACUGUGCAGAUGAGCAUCUGAUUCCACAGCUUGGAUAUGUAGCAACAAGUGAUGGUGAGGUUGUAGAACAAGUAAUAGGACAACAAACAUCUGAGCAGGAUGAACAGGAACCCAGCAUACUUGAUGGAAUGAUCAGACAGUUACAACAACAACAAGACCAAAGAAAUGGCACUGACGAAGAUGGUCUUCGCCCUGGACCACCAAAUGGAGAAGAAACACAGAGAAGAGAUUUUCAAAGAUCAAACUCGGAUAUCCAGUCUCCUCCUAAUAUUGGCCUGAGGCGUAGUGGUCAAGUUGAAGGUGUGCGUCAGAUGCAUCAGAAUGCUCCAAGGAGUCAGAUUGCUACAGAAAGAGACCUCCAAGCUUGGAGACGGAGAGUAGUUGUUCCAGAAGUAACUUCUAGCAUAUUCAGAAACUGUGAGAAAUAUAGGAUUGCAAAAGGAGAAGAGGAGAAACGGCUAUAUAUUGUGGAGCAGAAAAGGAAGUUAUUUCAGUCUUCAGACAAGAGUGACUCUGAAGAUUCAUUGAUGCAGUCUAAAAGGAGACUUUAUAGACGUAAAUAUGCGGCAUAUCAAGCACGGAAUAAUAUUGACCAGUCCGAUUCUUCUAGCGAAGAUGUGGAUAACUAUUUUGGAUUUAUAGAACAGGAAGCAGAAGAAAGUGAUGGUUUGAGUUUGUCUUCCAAUGAGGAAGAAUGGAAGACUGAUAGAAAAACUGACAGUAACAGUUCCAGUGACUCCUCAAGCCAGUAUUCUGACUGGAUAGCUGAUGCAGGGAUUAACCUACAACCUCCUGUAAGAACUUCUCGACGCACGACUAUCAAAUACUGUAGUUCUUCAGAAGAUGAGGUAUCGUUGGAAAAAAUAUCUCCACCAAAGAGGAAGAAGAAAAGACGGAAAAAAUACAAAACUAAAAUGCAUGAGGAGGAUGUUGAAGUGAAUGCCUCCCAACAACCUGCAACCCCAGAACUGCCCAGUGAGUUCCACCCUCCAGACUGGAUAACAAAUGUCAGACUUCGAAGGUCGCCCUUUGUCCCACAAAUGGGUGAUGAGGUGAUAUAUUUUCGACAAGGCCAUGAAGCUUACAUUGAAGCAGUGAGAAAAAACUGUAUUUAUAAACUGAAUCCUCACAAAGAGCCGUGGAAGAAAAUAGUUCUUAGGGAACAAGAAUUGGUAAAAAUUGUUGGGAUACGUUAUGAAGUUGGGCCUCCUACACUCUGCUGUCUCAAACUUACUCUUAUGGAUCAUGUUACAGGACAUCUUCAGGACAAAUCAUUUUCUAUUAAAUACCAUGAUAUGCCAGAUGUUAUUGACUUCCUGGUAUUGCGUCAGUUUUAUGAUGAAGCAAGGCAAAGAAAUUGGCAUCCUUAUGAUCGCUUUCGUUCAAUUAUUGAUGAUGCUUGGUGGUUCGGAACUGUUUUGAGUCAGGAGCCAUAUCAGCCACAAUAUCCGGACAGCCCUUUUCAGUGUUACACUGUUAAAUGGGACAAUGGUGAAAUUGAAAGGCUUAGCCCAUGGGAUAUGGAGCCAAUUCCAGAGAAUGUAGUUGACCAGCCUGAGGAAUUGGGAGCUAGUGUUUCUGUGACUGUUGAAGAAAUGGCAAAACUAUUAUACAAACCUCAAAGGGGGGAAUGGCAGGGAAAAUCCCAGAAUGAAGAAUGUGAACGGAUUAUUUCUGGAAUUGAUCAGCUUCUGAGUCUUGGUAUUUCAGCAGCAUUUGCUGGUCCAGUUGAUCUGAAUACAUAUCCAAAAUACUGUACAGUGAUAGCUUAUCCAACAGACCUGUGGACUAUCCGGAUGAGACUAGUUAACAAGUUUUACAGGAGGCUCUCUGCAUUGAUUUGGGAAGUAAGAUGUAUUGAAAGCAAUGCCCAAACUUUCAAUGAACCCAAUAGCACAAUCGCUAAUUCAGCUCGAAAAAUCACGGAUCACUUCUUAGAAUUCAUCAGGAAUCCAGAUUGUACAGAUAUUUUUGAGCUGUGCAUUGCAACAAAUAAUGAAGAUGGCAUUGAGGCUCGUGAGCUGGAUGAUGAAGAGACCUACAUACCAAGAACAUCGUCUAAAAAAAGACAGAUCAUAAAAAGGAAAAGUAUUGUGAAGCCAAGCACUGAUGAAAAUAAUUGGAAGAAACAAUGCAUGGAACUUGUAAAUUUGAUUUUCCAAUGUGAAGAUUCAGAGCCAUUUAGACAACCUGUUGACUUGGAUCAGUAUCCUGAUUACCGGGAAAUUAUAGACACACCAAUGGAUUUGGGAACUGUAAAAGAAACACUAGAAGCUGGAAACUAUGAUUCACCAAUGGAGCUGUGCAAAGAUAUCAGAUUAAUAUUUAGCAAUGCUAAAGCAUACACCCCAAACAAAAGAUCCAAGAUAUAUAGUAUGACUCUGAGGUUAUCAGCGCUGUUUGAAGAAAAGAUGAGAAGGCUCCUCUCUGAUUUUAGAACUGGACAAAAAUAUAACAAAAGAUUGCGGAGAAAUAAAAGAGGUUCAAAGUACAAUCGGAAACUGCAAAACUCUGCACAGCACUCUACCAAAACCCUCAGAAAUACAAAGCAGAAGCAAUGCAAAUCUCAGGCAUCAAUUCAAUCUGAGCCAGAAGAUUCUUCUAAUCAAAAUACCUCACGAAGAAAGCUCCAUUUUACAAGCCAUAAAAUAUACACAAGCAGCUCUAGUCGUGGUAUUGCUGAUGUGUUGUCUGACUCUGCAUCAUCUUUUGGAAAGAAAGUGCGAACAAGAAGCACAAGUGUAGCGCGCAGUUCCACAUUGUUAUCAGAAAGUGAACUGGAACACUCAACAACUGCCUCAUCAUCUAGUAGUUCAGAAGAAAGUAAAGAAAGUUCUGCUGCUCCUUCAUCUCCUGUAUUAUAUAAUGGAAUAUCUGGAGGGAAACGAAGCACCUACAGAGUCACUAGAAAUAGAGUGUAUCAGCAACAGCAAAUGGCUUCUCAAGAGAAUGAAAAUAGCCAGAGGACUGCCAGGAAAAGAGUAUGUGUGAGGGAAACUUAUAACUCAGAAGAACCUUAUGAAACUUUGAGUAGCAGAUAUGGAAGGCAAAGAAAAAUUCCACGUAGAAGUGCUGCUGUGGCAGCAAAUAAAUUAAGAUUGAUGAGUGAUGUAAAAGAGGAGGUAUCUAGCUCAGAAAGUGUUGGCAUUGGAAACAAACACAGAAAACUUCCUCAUCGCAGUGCUUCGGCUGCUGCAAGAAAAGUGUUGUUACAUAACUCUGAAGAAGAAAGUUCCAUGCAGUCUGAGUCCGACAAAGAAGCAGAACAGUCUAACACAAGAAAAAGUUUGGAUAAUGCUGCUUCUCCUCUUCAAAAAAGACAUGUUAGUGAAUCUGAAAGUGGAAGCUCAAAUUCUGAGGAAGGAAUGCAAAAACCACUAAAAAGUUGUCAUUUUAAUGGCCAUAAGCGGUCACAGAAGGCAGCCCACUGUGUAUCUUCCCAAACAAAGCCCAAUGAUGAUCCACAAAGCUGUGUGUCAGGUGAUAGGAGCAUUAAAAAAACUUAUCCAUUGUCUUCUGCACGCAAUGACAGGAGCAACUCUGAGGCAGAUUCUGAGCCAGAGAGAUACAAUGAUUUGUCACAACAGACUUGUAAAAGAACAUCCACUCAGUUCAGGAAAGCUAAAGUUUUGAGUGAUUCAGAGGAAGAUGUGGAAUCGGGGGAAGAAAAUAAAAGUGCUACAUUUUCAAAGAAUAGAGGCUUUUCUAAAAGUUUAAGACAGCCUAAAGGUGGUCCAAGUUCAUCUAAUUUGGACUGUAAAACUGACAGCGGUCAUUCAAGAAAAACAAGGAAAAGGGAAGCCAUCAGAAGAGAAUGCGUUAUCCAAGAAAACGGACUUGGAAGAUCUUCCAGAAAAAGACCACAUAAAAGUGAUUCAGAAGAUGAAGCUGUAGUUCACACGAUCCAAAAUAGUGACCAUCAGGGUUGCCGAAGAUUGCCACGGAGCUGCACUUCUGUGUUAGUUAAUAAAUUGAGGCUCAUAAAUGAUGUGAAAGACCUCUCCCAUUCAGAAGCCAGGGGCUGUGUAAACAAGAAUGGAAAAUUGAACUGUUAUGUUACUGCUUCCACCACCAGAAAGAAUUCAGAAGGUUCAGAGGGUGGGAGUCAGCUACUAUCUAAUGAAGAAAACAGGCAAUAUAGCAGAAGAAAGUGCACACGUUCUGGUUCCACUGUAGUUUCUGCUAGGAUAUAUGAGAGUGACUCUGAAAGUAGCUCAGAUUUUGAAAGUGUGUCAAGAAAUAAUAGGCAUAUUGAAUCACAUCGGCACAAGUUUAGACCUCCCUGUGAUGAAUCACCUAAUGUACAAUGUAGAAUGGAACUUAGAAAGAGAACUUCAAGCAACCGUGUGUCAAAGGAUAGAAGAUUUGGUAAAGUUUCAGUGUAUGUAGAUAAUGCAAUAGCCAGUUCAGAAUCUGAAGCAGAUUAUGAGUUAGACAAAUGCAGUAGUGAAAUUGGGAAGCAAUACAGCUAUUGGAAGACUGCAACUUCUUCCGGUAAAUCAAAAGCCAAAAACCACAUUAAAGCAACAGCAGAAUCUGAUGUAGAACCUAGACAGGAUGGAAUAGGUUCUCUGGCAGAUGAGGAGAAAGGCUCUAGAAGGCUACGAUCUAAACGCAUAGCAGAUUCCAGUUGUUCUUCUGAUUUGGAAGAUGAAUCAAAUUCCAAUAGUAAUGAUGAUAGUGACACCCGAAUGCAACACACAAAAAAGAAAGGAAAAACAGAAAUCACUAAGAAAGACUUGACUUCUCAGGAGAUGAGCCAAAGUUCAAUUGUACUCAGGAACAGAAAAAAAUAUGCAGAAUUGAAUAAUGAAGCAGUACAUAUAAAAACUCUUAAUGGAAAGAAAAUUCCACGUCGAAGUGCUGCUGUGGCUGCAAGUAAAAUUAAGCUCAUUAGUGAUGCUAGGGAGGAACUGUCAAGUUCAGAAAUUGGUUCUGCUAGAACCAAGAACAGAAAAUUACCAUACCGCAGUGCCUCUGCUGCAGCCAGAAAGACAUUGAAUGAUUCACCCACACCCCCUGAAAGUGAAGCAGAACUUAAGGAAUGUGAUAUAAAGGAAAAACAAUUUCACACUCGUUCUUACACAUCUAGAAAAGCUGGCAAAGAACCAGAAAAGAAUUGUUUGGACUCUGAGAAAGAACCUGAGGUGAAACAAAAAAGCAGACACAGCAAUGGCCCAAGAGAGCAGUCUGUUAGAACGAUGUGUGGAAAAUACCCAAAAGGAAAGAAAGCUGUAGAAUUGUCUGAAGAAGAAUCCGCCAGUAGUGUUCCAUCUGAGGAUCAGACAGGUUUGAUCCAGUCACCAUCUCCAGAGAUACAUAAUGCACCAAGUGACUCUGCAGCAGGUUCUGAAUCAGACCAAGAGUAUAUUGGUAAAACUGUGAGAAGCACAAGAGAAAAUAAAGAAGGAAAGAGGAGUCAAGGAAGAAGAAUUUUCUCGAGCAGGAAAUUUGAGGUUUCUGGGAGCUCAAAAUCUGAACCUGGUAGCAGUUCUAAUUACUCUUCCGAUUCAGAACCUCAGAUAGAGUCUAAAAACAGUAACAGCAAUGGAGAUAGGAAAACGAAAAAGAGGAAAAGGAAAGCCAUUGAAGCAGGUAAAACUUUAAGUGAUGGAUUUUGUAAACCUUCUAAAACACCUCAGAGAAGAAAACGGGCAAAAGAGAGUGAAGAGAAUGAUUCUGAAGAAUUAGAUUAUACAAAAUAUAAAAGAGUAAACAGACGUUCCAGAAUCAGAACUAGAAACAGGGGCAGGAGAACUGUCAGAUAUGCAGAUGAUGAAGAUGAUUGUGAAAUGUGAUCUUGCUUAGCAUAUCUGUUUAGCCCACUUUCCUUUUUCUAGUGAUACUAGAAUUACUGAAUUAUUUUGGAUCUUCCAAUACAUUCAGGGAAUAUAUUUAUAUUUUUCUAUGAAAAAGUUGAAUAUGGAGACUCUCCUUUUCAUAAUAUGACUUGCACUUCCCUACCUGUGUAGCAGCAAUUAGCACAUAUGCCAAAAUGUGCCUCAUUAUAGGGGCGAAUCUUUUGUCUUUAAUGAUGUUUUGCUAAAUAUAGUAAACAGUGGGUGGGUGGGUGAAUAAUAAAAUUAAAGAGUGUUAUGGUGCUGCAAACUACCUAUGCUGUAGUACAUUAGUAAUUUCAGGAAUAGUUUAAUCUGAAAACAGUGGUGUUCAGGGUUUCAUUUAGCAGUAACAUUAGCAUUUAAUACAAUGGUUGAAAUCCUGUUGCGUAGCAUAGUAAAUUUGCUAUAGUAGGCCUAUUGAAUUGUGGGGAUUUGGUGAGUCAACUUCUUUAAGUCACAACUAAAGCAGGUCCAUUUGAAUUGGUGGAACUUAUGGAGGAGUUGACCUACCAGAUCUUUACUAUUCAGUGGGCCAAUUCUAAAGUGACUUCUACGCUAACCAACAGGAUUCCAGCCAUAUAUUAAAAAGAACUCAAUUUGGUUACUCGGUUUAAAGAACAAUUAUGUGAUAAGUGGUUACCAAAUAAUUUAAGAACUUAUUAAAACCAGAGGUGCUACACAUUUCUGAACAACAGCUUGAACUAAUCAGUAAUAAAGAUCAUUUACUGACUUUAUAAAUAUGUGGAUAAUUUUUUUGCUUCUUAUGUAACCUUUUAGUAUGUGGCUCCCAUGCUGUAAAUUUGAGACUAUUAGAAUACAGGUGAUCACUUGAGCCUAAGAUUUUUGUGCAUGUGGGCAUUUUGUCAAGAAAAAACAAACAUGCAAGUGAAAUAAUGUGCUUAAUGGUUUUUCUUCAAAAUGGAGUAAAACUUUAAUGCUCAGUAGUGCUAGCAUUUAAAGUUUUUGCUAGCAUUCAAUGCCUGAUUCAUUAAGAUUUAAAUUAUAAGUUCAUUGACACAACUUAAACCACUCCACCUCCUAAUUUGUCAGUGUGAAGCACCUUCAUGUUGCUAGUAUUUAAGUUGGCACUGUUGGGGAGGGGGGCAUAAGUUCAUUAUUGCGUAUCAAGAAUGCACAGUACGUGAUACUGUAUAACUAUUUAAUGGUUCUUUUUAAAGUGAUCAUUCCCUGGUUUAACUUUUUGGGAGAAUGUUUUUCUUAAUUGUUAUUUUCAUAGAGAUGGCCUCUUUAUUACAAGGUGUCCCUGCAUCUAGUCAUACUUUCGGUAGGACUUUCAUGUAACAGGCAUUUAAUUUAUUCUUGUGGGCCUCUUGUAUUAUUAUUUUGACAAAUAUUACUUCAGGGUGGUUCUUUGUGUUGCCUUUAUUUGAUGGAACAAAACCAAAACCCUGAAAUCUGCUAUUCUAGAAUGUUGAUUUGUCUUCCACAUCUUGGUUUUUAAAGGCGAAACUCUGAAUAUAUAGUUUGUCUAUUAAAAAAAUAACACUAAUGCUCGAAGUUCUUUAUUUUUGUAUGUUAAGUUAUAAAAUGUGCUUAAUCUGGGUAAAUUUGCACAUUUCUGUAAAAUUAAGAUAAACUGGAGUAAAUGGUUUAUUUAGAAGCAUUGGAAAUGUAAUUUUGUUUAUAAAGUGAACAGUGGUGGCAUGGUUAAGGGAAGCCCCCAAACUGUAAUCAACUUGAAAUGCACUGCUGUGUAAAAUGGGUUUCUAUUUGCAUUUUUGGAAUACUUAUAUUUAAUUAUUUCACCUCAGUUUGUUGCAGUACAAAUCGUACAAUACAAAAUGUAUUUGAAGUAGUAGAAUGUAGACUUAUUUUCCCAAUGACAUAUGUCAGUGAAAUGUUCUCAAAUAAAAAACAAAAGGUGGACAUCA